GCAAGAGGCCGCGAGUGAGCCUGCCCCUUUCCUGCGGGGCGACCGUUCUCGUGGCUGCUGGUGCCCUUGAGAUUAAUUGCGCUAAGGCGAUGGCGGCUUCGCGGGCACCAGGCGGGGGAAACAGGAUGAAAGCCUUAGAGCUGUUGCGGAGCUUGCCUAGGGUCAGCCUCGGCAACCUACGGCCUAACCCUGGGGCCCGGCGAAAGGAACAAAAACAAGGUCGUGGAAGAUACAAUCCUCCAAAGAGAACUGGCGGGCAAGCAAAAUCUGGGUCACUCCCUCGAUUAGGCUUUGAAGGUGGCCAAACACCAUUUUAUCUGGUUAUUCCAAAAUACGGCUACAAUGAAGGACAUCAUCUCAGGCGUCAGUAUCCACCUAUCAGUCUCAAGAAGCUGCAAUACCUUAUUGACUUAGGCAGAAUUGAUCCCAUGCAACCAAUAGACCUUACCCAACUGACAAAUGCCAGAGGUGUAGUUUUACAGCCAUUCAAAAGACAUUAUGGUGUCCAUCUUGUGGAAGAGGGUGCUGAUACUUUUGCAGCAAAAAUAAACAUUGAAGUACAGUGGAUAUCUGAACUAGCCAUAGCUGCUGUUGAAAAAAAUGGUGGUGUAAUUACUACAGCUUUCUACGAUCCAAGGAGUUUGGAGAUUCUUUGCAAGCCAGUACCAUUUUUUCAGAGAGGCCAACCUAUUCCAAAGCGAAUGCUUCCUCCUGAAGAUCUUGUCCGUUACUAUACAGAUCCUGCAAACAGGGGCUACUUGGCUGAUCCUUCAAAGGUUGCUGAAGCAAGGAUGGAACUUUCCAAAAAAUAUGGUUAUGUCUUACCAGAUAUUACCAAAGAUGAACUCUUCCAAAUGCUGAGUACUCAGAAGGACCCUAGGCAGAUUUUCUUUGGACUUGCUCCAGGUUGGAUAGUAAAUAUGUCAGAAAAGAAGAUUUUGAAACCAACAGAUGAGAGGUUGCUAAAAUAUUACAGCUCAUGAAUACCAAAAUUGGAUAUACCAUUUAAUGUUUAUAUGCAAUGUUAAUAAUAUUAGCUUUUCUAAAAAUGAAUCCAUUGUAAUAAUACUAUAAUAAAAUAUGAACAUUUUUCUGCAUUAGUUUAUUUUCCUUGUCAGAUGCAAUUUUUAAUAUGAUUAAUCCUUAUUUUGUCUCAUGCUUUAAAUCACUUAUUGCAGAUUUCUGGGUCUUUUUCCUACAUUGCGUUCUUC
Pseudonaja textilis is the source of this 1211-nucleotide messenger RNA. It is a transcript of the gene MRPL15, whose product is annotated as mitochondrial ribosomal protein L15. Gene Ontology annotation, biological process: translation. Gene Ontology annotation, cellular component: mitochondrial large ribosomal subunit. Lineage: Eukaryota; Metazoa; Chordata; Lepidosauria; Squamata; Elapidae. Gene Ontology annotation, molecular function: structural constituent of ribosome. The record is from RefSeq and is a predicted model, not a curated record.